ACAUCUUAGCGUUAAAAAACACACUCUCACACUUGUCUAACGAGCCACGCACAUUGUGAAAAGCAAUACACGUUUGCAAACGAUAAGUUGGGGCGGGAAAGCCCAAAAACUCAGAGGAGCGCGCCUUCAAAUUGAAAAAUUCACACUUCUCCAGAGCUUCAAUUUUUUUUUCAGUUAUUUUCAAUCCCACCCACAUAAAAUUCGAUUACCUUUACAGCCAACUGUUUUAGUUUUUCUUCGUUUUUGUUGUUUGGGAUCUUGUUGAUUUUAGGUUUGAAUCCAAGGAAGUGACGUUCGUUUGGUUUUGGGCCUACUGAAGCGGAGAUCGAAGAACCUUGUGACUGUUCACAAUGUUCUAUUCACAUUUCAUAUUGGCCAAAAAGGGCCCCCUGGGUACCGUUUGGAUUGCUGCACAUCUGGAGAGGAAGCUAAGGAAAAAUCAGGUUACCGAGACCAAUAUCAGCGCUUCUGUUGAUUCCAUCAUGUUUCCGGAAGUUCCCAUUGCUCUUCGACUAUCAGGGCAUCUUUUGUUGGGUGUGGUUCGGAUAUAUUCAAGGAAAGUAAACUAUCUCUACCAAGACUGCAGUGAAGCUUUAGUAAAGAUACAAGCAUUUACUUCGGUACAAGUGGAUCUACCACCUGGAGCUGCUACUGCACCAUUUCAUUCAAUCACUUUGCCUGAGACGUUUGAAUUUGAUGACAUAGAGGAAGAAUUGAGAUAUGGAAAGCCAGAUACACAUGUCACAACCCGUGAUCAGAUCACUCUUAAUGAGUGGCGUCGAGAUUUUGCUGGUGGGCCUCAGCUUGGGCUUAAUGAACAGGUUCCAGGUGAGGUGGAUCCUUUUACAAUGGUCUAUUUAGAUGAGGAAGUGCAAAAACACAAAUCACCUGCUCAGUCUGAGUUUCCACGUUCUGUUCUACCAUCCCGUGAGGAAGAUGUUCUCCCACCUCUUCCAAUGGAUGAUGCUAUGGGCUUUGGUCAGAUGGAUAUGGAAAUUGAUGGCUUGGAACACACUGGUGGAGAAGUCAGGGGAGAAGCACCUCUUGAAAACAUCCCAGAACGUGAAACACUCAGAUCUGCAGCGCCAGUUACACAGGAAGAACCAUUCAUCAGGGGAUUAGAAGAGCUGGAGAAGGGUAUUGAUGUAGGUGAUGAGACUGAAACUAGUAAAAUGGAGGAAACAGGGGUUCCUAUUUUAGGAGAGACUCCAAUGAUGGGAGGGGGAACUCCAAGAUUUGGUCAGCGUCAAACACCACAUAGCAUAACUCCGGGUGAAAUUUCCGGCGAUGAUGAUCUCUUGACAGCUGUUUUAGGGGGUAUGUCUCCAGGAUUGACAGUCAUGCCUACUCCAACUAAGAGUCCAGCUCAAGAAGAAAGGAAGAGAAUACCAAGAAAGAGGAAGCAGUUAUUUGAUGAAUCUAUUGUUUUGUCAAAUGAGUUCAUGAAGAGGCAGUUAGAAUAUACAGAUGAUAUUUGUCGCAUACGUAGGAAAGUUCCCUGCUCUGCUCGGGAGACAUGGAAAGAAUACAGAAGCUCUCACAUGCAACAAAUCUUCUCAGAACCCUCUCUUCCUGGUAUGUCAACUCAUCUUCAAGAGAUUUUCAAGAAAGUUUUUACUGCCAAGGGAGUAAAAGUUGCUUUUGCGGAGGCUCCAACUAAAGGCUUUAAGAAUGGGGUGGAGGAGCCACUAGAAUCUCCUCAGGCACCUGACAUAGAAAUGGCGCGGUUUGCACCACCUGGAGUUGAGACCUUGCCAGAUGUGGGAUUUGAAACUGCUGGUCAGAUGGAAGAGCCUACUUACCCAGCCAACGAAGAGGUGGAGUUAGAUACUCAAAUACCAGAAGUGUUGGUGCCAGAAAAUGUGAUUGAACUUGAAGAGGCAAGUACAGCUGAACCAAAAGCUUCAGAAUUUGCAACGCCCAGUCAAUAUGGUCUAAGUGGAGUAUCAAUUGAAGAGGCACCUAGUGUUGGAAUUUCCGUUUAUGAGAAGGAACAUAAGCAGGGCCUAGAAUUUCUUGAAGAAGAUUCUAGACAUGCUGUUUUUGUUGUACAAGGUGAAGAAGAAUUCACUGAGGAAUCAGGUGUCGGUGAUGCUGUGAGUGGUCUGAAGACUGAUGAUACCAGUGGCUGGUCAGUGCGAACAAGAGCUGUAGCACAAUAUUUGAGAACAGCUUUUCAAAAGUUGGAUACUCAAGAGAAAAGGCUAAAUCUCUGUGAAAUGCUUGCUGGGAGAACACGCAAGGAAUCUGCUAGAAUGUUCUUUGAAACACUGGUAUUGAAGAGCAAGGACUACCUUGGUGCGAACCAAGAAGAACCAUAUGCAGAUAUUCACUUGUUGCCAAGAGAAAAGCUCAUGAAAGCCAAGUUCUGAGAUGUGCUUUGUAAAAGUUCUGAUAUCGCCAAUGUAAUAUGUUCUUGUUUAUAAACGAAUUUAAGGCAAUUUCUUCAUUCAA
This is a messenger RNA of Cryptomeria japonica (Japanese cedar), 2454 nucleotides long. RefSeq names its product sister chromatid cohesion 1 protein 4. The coding region runs from base 351 to 2372 and encodes 673 amino acids. Gene Ontology annotation, molecular function: protein binding; chromatin binding. Gene Ontology annotation, cellular component: synaptonemal complex; cohesin complex. The record is from RefSeq and is a predicted model, not a curated record. Lineage: Eukaryota; Viridiplantae; Streptophyta; Pinopsida; Cupressales; Cupressaceae. The transcript has 13 exons. Gene Ontology annotation, biological process: replication-born double-strand break repair via sister chromatid exchange; mitotic sister chromatid cohesion; synaptonemal complex assembly.